Messenger RNA from Acinonyx jubatus (cheetah), 4972 nucleotides. RefSeq names its product zinc finger protein 34 (gene ZNF34). Gene Ontology annotation, molecular function: DNA-binding transcription repressor activity, RNA polymerase II-specific. Gene Ontology annotation, biological process: negative regulation of transcription by RNA polymerase II. NCBI's taxonomy places the organism in Eukaryota, Metazoa, Chordata, Mammalia, Carnivora, Felidae. Bases 1805 to 3463 code for a protein of 552 amino acids. The record is from RefSeq and is a predicted model, not a curated record. The transcript has 8 exons.
UCUUCACACCUUGAUUCCUGGAAACUACUGUGCCGUGCAGUACACAGAGCAGAGAAUUCUGCCCACAUCUGUGUUAACUUCUCUCGAGUGCUUGGAGGAUCUAAGUCAGGGUAUGGAUCCUUUGGGGUGAGAGUGGUGCUCCUGAAGCUGCAGGCUGGAGAGCCAGGAAGCCAUCCUACAGUGGGAAGCCAGGACCAGGAUAGGUUAGUUUCUCAGGACAAAUGGGCUCCCUGUUUGGCUCAUGGUACCUUGUCCCAAACUGUUGACAGUUCAUCAAAGGUGGGAGAUCCACCAAGGCAGAUAAUGCUGAGCCAGUCUGGCGCAGAGAUGGUAAUGGCAGCCUCAGAACCGGGACACUUGCUUCCCAGAGCUCCCUGCCCCAGUAGUUCCCUUUGUGAACCUGUGUAAAAAGCAGGGGCUGCAGCCCUCUAGAAGUGAUACCUUGAAGCAGGAAGGCUGGGGGCAGAGAGGUUGGUGGCUGGUUGAGGUAGAACACUCCUUGUACAGACCACAGGCAGGAAGGCAAGGGACUGAGAGUUCCUGGGGACCAUCUCCCAGAGUGCAUCAGAACCAGUCACCUCAGGGUUGUUUGGAGAGGCUGUGUGCAGUCAGGCGUCUCCCACCAGAGAGCAGACCUUUUGGUUGUUGCCAGGUGGGUUCUUGGUGGGGUCUGCACUUGUCUUUAGCAUGAACCUUGCCCACAGGUCUUGCUUUCCCGGUCUCCACUGGCCUCUUGACCACCCACCACACCUAGGCAGUGAACCUAGCAGGGCUAGGCCUUGGUAAUGGGUAGAACAUACAGGAGGCUGGGGUUUCCUCUUUAACGAAAGAGGGCUAGGUUUGGACACCUGAUCUGUAGAAUAACCUGCCUGCCACUGCUUUCCCCUUCUGGAUAAAGUGGUCUGGAUCCUUGGCCAAGAAGUGGCCCCAGGGAGGCUUUGUUCUACUCGCAAGCACCCGGGAACCGUUCCCUUAUCCCAGUUAGAGGACGCAGCUUGCGUUCAGUGUGCUGAACUAAAGGGGCUCUAACCAAUAAGCAUCUUUCUUGGUCAUCACGUGGCUUCUCUGCCAUUCUCUGAAAAGGAAAGGACCUGUUCUUUUGUUGGUGGCAGUGCCUUGAGCAGUUACUAGAGAGCUUUCCCCUGAAAAUUGCUGUAGUUUAUUAAUCUUCGAAAUGGGUUCCUAAGCCUCCCCUUGCCUCGGAUCUGAAGCUUCGGGGUCAUGGUUCCAGGCUGCCACCCAGUGGCAGCGCUCCCGGCUUCCGGCACGGAGUUUACAGUUCCUUAGGGAGACUAACUACAGAGACGAGGAGUCCGUUUCCCAGAGCGGCCCCAGGGUACCUCCGGUUUCGGACGCGGGGUGGGGAGGUCACUUCCGGUUGGGUUGCCGUGCUGCAGCGGGUGGGGCUAUUGGGGCCUGGCCCGGCGGCGGCUCCUCUGCGGUGCUGAGGUCGCCCUAGAGGGCUGCGUCCCGGGAUGCCCGGGACCCUCAUGGCCUGGUGACUCGAGGCCCUCUCCUUGCCAGCUCCUCUCCACCCCGCAGACGGUAAGCCAGCUCUCCAAAUAAACCCCGCUACCAUAGCCUCCGGCUUGAGCCGAGUCUUUCCCUCGCAUGUCUUUUUGAUGUCCUUCAGUGAAGUUUUACCAUUUUGUCCCUGGCAUUUUGGACAACACUUGAUGGCCAUUGUUGAAUGUAUGGUUAUGUAGAUGCGUUGUGUGCAUCUGUUGGAGAGUCUUGUGCUUCUAGUAGCACCAGUGUGGCUUACUGCUGACUUCCUCCCCUUGGAAGCCCAGGGUACCAGGCGAUGGCAACUUUGCACCUGUCUGCCCUGCCCCAGCAGCCCUUGUCAUUCCAGGCUGAGGUGACCUUUGAGGACGUGGCCGUGCUAUUCUCCCGGGAGGAGUGGGGCCGUCUGGGCCCUACUCAGAGGGGCCUCUACAGGGACGUGAUGCUGGAGACCUACAGGAAUCUGGUCUCCCUGGGAGCUGGACGUGCAGGUCCCAAGCCUGGGGUGAUCACACAGUUGGAGCGAGGGGAUGAACCAUGGGUCCUGGAUGCACAGGGUGCCAAAGGGAAAGGGCGACCGAGAGUCAGUGUCUCAGCUCGUGGGACCAGGACUGAGUACAGUGAGUUGUCUUCAGGAGAAAUGCUUGAUGGGGAAGAACUGGAUCGACUCCAGAGUGCUGUUUCCCAGGGACCUGAGCCUGGAGAGGCCCGUGCGUGUGUCCGGGAGCCAGAGGACAGCCUGGACGAGCCUGUGGAACAGAGAUGCCUGAGGCCAGUCAUAUGGACUAAUGAGGAGAGCAUCCAGGAUUCUGCAGGGAGCCUCAGCUUCCAGUCAAGCCCGAUCUCUGACCAGAGACCUCACAAAUGUGAUAUAUGUGAACAAAGUUUUGAACAGAGAUCAUACCUCAAUAACCAUAAGCGUGUACACAGGACAAAAAAGAUAAAUGUAGUCCAUGAUUCUGGGGAAUUCUUCAGUGCAAAUCUGGCUAAAGAAGCUCAGAUAAUUCCUCUUGGGAAAAAAUUGCAUCAUUGUGGUUACUGUGGGAAAGCCUUCAGGUACAGUGCUAACCUCGUCAAGCACCAGCGGCUUCAUAGCGAAGAAAAGCCCUACAAGUGUGAAGAGUGUGGGAAAGCCUUCGGCCAGAGCUGCGAGUUCAUCAGUCACCGAAGGAUGCAUUCAGGGGAGAUCCCCUACCGGUGUGGUGAGUGCGGGAAGACAUUCAACCAAAGGCCCAACCUCAUGAAGCAUCAGAGGAUUCACACCGGGGAGAAGCCCUACAAGUGUGGUGAUUGCGGGAAACACUUCAGUGCCUAUUCUUCCCUUAUUUACCACCAGAGAAUCCACACUGGAGAGAAACCCUAUAAGUGCAAUGACUGUGGGAAAGCCUUCAGUGAUGGCUCAAUCCUCAUCCGGCAUCGUCGGACUCACACUGGAGAGAAGCCAUUUGAGUGCAAAGAAUGUGGCAAAGGCUUUACCCAAAGUUCUAACCUUAUCCAACAUCAAAGAAUUCACACUGGGGAGAAACCCUAUAAAUGCAAUGAAUGUGAGAAAGCCUUCAUCCAAAAAACCAAACUGGUUGAACAUCAGAGAAGCCACACUGGAGAGAAGCCCUAUGAGUGUAAUGACUGUGGCAAAGUCUUCAGCCAAAGCACACACCUUAUUCAGCAUCAGAGGAUCCACACGGGAGAGAAGCCGUACAAGUGCAGUGAGUGUGGGAAGGCCUUCCACAACAGUUCCAGACUCAUCCACCACCAAAGGUCACACCACGGAGAGAAGCCGUACAAAUGCAGCGAUUGCAAGAAAGCCUUUAGCCAGGGUACUUACCUCAUCCAGCACCGGAGGAUCCACACGGGGGAGAAGCCCUACAAGUGCAGCAAGUGUGGGAAAGCCUUCCGGCACAGUUCCAACAUGUGCCAGCAUCAGAGGAUUCACCUCCGGGAGGACUUUGCGAGGUGACUGUGGACGAGGGCCCAUGAGUUCUGCUGGGCACUUCUCCAGAUGACCCACUGCACCCCUUUGUUUAUUGUCCGUACAGUGUUGUCACAGAUGAAGGGCAUUUCUAAUUAAAAACAAACGCAGCUCUUUCCUUAAUCCCGAAGCCGUGCAUGUUCAUUUUAGAGAAAUUGAGAGAGAGGUAGGCAAAAAGAAGUUCUCGUGAUUCCGCCCGUUUAGAAAAUGAAUCCAUUACUGCUGAUUUAGCAUAAGCUUCCUUUCACACAGUUCAGCGCGUUGUCAAAAGAAAAUACUGCGUGCUUGUCAUUGCAGCACAGAGGAUCUUCCUUUGUUAUUUCCUCGAUCCUAGAAAAGUCACCCUGGAAAAAUUCUACAUAUUUACAUAUUGUAAUUUAAAAAGAUUAGCAUAAUGUUCAUGCUUUUCCGUGUAUCUUAAUAGAGGUGAUAUUGUGGUAAAAUACACAUAACCUGAAACUUACCAUUUUUACCGUUUUUAGGUGUACAGCUCAGUGGCAUUAAAUACACUCACAAUGUUGUAUGACCAUCCCCACUAUUUCCAGAACUUUUAUGAUCUGAAACAGAAACUCUGUACGCAUUAAAUAAUAACUCUCCCUUUCUCUCGGCUGCUGACAGUCUGUUCUGUUUUCUGUCUGAAUUUGCCUAUUCUGGCUUCUUCAGGUAUGGAGUCAUAUAGUAUCUGCCCUUUAUAUCUAGCUUAUUUCGCUUUGCAUAAUGUCCUCAAGAUUUAUCCAUGUUGUAACCUGUAUCAGAAUGUCAUUUUUUUAUGCCUGAAAAAUAUGACCUUGAUUUGUAGAUACCAUGUUUUAUUUAUCCAUUCAUCUCUUAAUGGGCACUUGGGUGUUGUAUACGCGUAUUUUUUGGAUCCUUUCAGUACUUUGGGGUAUAAUCCUGGGAGUGAAAUUGCUGGAUCAUAUGGUAAUUCCACGUUUAGCUUUUUGAGGAGCGGCCAGACUUUUCCACACAGUGGCUGUACCGUUUUAUAGUCCCACCAGCAAUGAAUAGAAGGUUCUGAUUUCUCCACAUCCUUGCCAACAUUUGUUAUUUUCCAUUUUUUAAAGGUUGAUAUAUUUAUUUCUGUACACGACAUGGGUCUUGAACUCACAACCCUGAGAUCAAGAGUCGCAUGCUCUUCUGACUGAGCCAGACAGACACCCCAAUUUUUCCAUUUUUUAAAAAUAAUAUCUAUACUAAUGGGUGUGAAGUGGUAUCUCAUUAUGGUUUUGGUUUGCAUUUCCCUGAUGACUAAUGAUGUUGAACAUCUUUUCAGGCACUUAUUGGCCAUUUGUAUAUCAUCUUUGGAGAAAUGUCUGUCCUAGUCCUUUGCCAACUUUUGAAUUGGGUUCUUUCUUAUUGUUGAGGUGUAGGAGUUCUUUGUAUGUUUUGCGUAGUAAUCCCUUAUCAGGUAUAUGAUUUGGAAAUAUUUACUCUAAUUCUGUGAGUUCUGUCUAUUGUUAUUAGUGUCCUUUGUUGCACAAAAGUUUUUAAUUUUUA